Messenger RNA from Opisthorchis viverrini, 1208 nucleotides. RefSeq lists its product as hypothetical. Gene Ontology annotation, cellular component: heterotrimeric G-protein complex. Gene Ontology annotation, biological process: adenylate cyclase-modulating G protein-coupled receptor signaling pathway. The coding region runs from base 1 to 1038 and encodes 345 amino acids. Gene Ontology annotation, molecular function: G protein-coupled receptor binding; GTPase activity; G-protein beta/gamma-subunit complex binding. The transcript has 7 exons. Lineage: Eukaryota; Metazoa; Platyhelminthes; Trematoda; Opisthorchiida; Opisthorchiidae. The record is from RefSeq and is a predicted model, not a curated record.
AUGGGUUGCGUUGGCAGCAAAGAAGCAAAGGCUGCACUAGCCCGUUCGAAAACAAUUGACAAAACCUUGAAAGCUGAUGGAGAAGCAACUUCAAAGCAAGCAAAGCUGCUUUUACUGGGUGCUGGAGAGUCAGGAAAGAGCACCAUAGUUAAACAAAUGAAAAUUAUACAUCAGAAUGGCUACUCAAAAGAGGAGUGUAUGAAGUACAGACCUGUGGUGUUUAAUAAUACGGUGCAGAGCAUGAUGGCAAUAUUGCGAGGCAUGGAGCAUCUAGACAUAAGCUUUGCGAAUGAAGAACGCAAUACGGAUGCCAUGCUGGUACUCAGUUUCGCUAAUGCGGAUGUCACUGAAUUUUCCCGCGAGUUGUCGCUGGCCCUUAUGCGGUUAUGGUGUGACCCUGGGGUUCAGACAGCAAUAUCUAGGUCCAGAGAAUUCCAGUUAAAUGAUUCAGCCUCAUAUUACCUGAACGCAGUUGAGCGGCUGUCAGACCCGAACUAUAUUCCUUCGGAGCAGGACGUUUUGCGCACACGAGUACCAUGCUAUCGGUUGUGUAACUUUCUCAGGAUGUUUGAUGUCGGGGGUCAGCGUACGGAGAGGAAGAAAUGGAUGCAUUGCUUCGAAGGCGUGACCGCCAUUAUCUUUGUGGUAGCACUGAGCGAGUAUGAUUUAACUCUUGCUGAGGAUCAAGAAGUCAAUCGAAUGUUGGAAUCGAUGCGGUUGUUUAGUUCGAUUUGCAACAACCAAUGGUUUGUGGAAACUAGUAUUAUUUUGUUUCUGAAUAAACGGGAUCUGUUCGAGGACAAAAUCACCAAGUCGCCCCUCACAAUAUGUUUUCCUGAGUAUAUGGGCCUGAACAAUUACGAAGAAGCCUCGCAAUACAUCAGACGUCGUUUCGAAGGUUUGAGUGGACAAAAUAAGGCGAAAGAUGUGUACUCCCAUUUUACCUGUGCCACAGAUACAAACAAUAUCCAGUUUGUUUUUGAUGCGGUCACUGAUGUCAUUAUCAAGACCAAUUUGAAAGACUGCGGGCUUCUGUAAUUGUCAGCACACGUUUGCUUAUAGUUCUACUGACGUAAUUUGCAUUUUGUGUAUACAUCAACCUCAGUCAGUGGGUAACUUGCAUUUCUCAAAUAUUUUCCUGUUUAUUUUCCGCUUCUGUUGAUGUUUUUAGUGUUGACAUGAUCACAUUUACUGAAAAUCAAUCCAUU